Messenger RNA from Physella acuta, 3825 nucleotides. Its product is annotated as cartilage oligomeric matrix protein. The record is from RefSeq and is a predicted model, not a curated record. Lineage: Eukaryota; Metazoa; Mollusca; Gastropoda; Physidae. Gene Ontology annotation, biological process: cell adhesion. Gene Ontology annotation, cellular component: extracellular region. Gene Ontology annotation, molecular function: calcium ion binding.
GCAUGCUAAGUUAACACUUGUACUUUUCCCAAAUAGAUCUUCUGCACUUCAUAUGCUUGGCUUGUGUUCACGAGGAAUACUCAUUUUAAAAAAAUUCUUGUGUUGUAGCGUCAACUUUACAGUUGUAAAAUUUGAUUCGAUACUUUUCGGCGUGUUUAUCAAGACAGCAUUUACUUAUUUUCAGUGACUAAUUCCGCAUUUAGUAUAUGUGAGAAGAAUUAUAAAUGGGAUAUCUGCAACAUGCUAUCAUCUUUACAAUCGCGUGGAUAGUGAAUCUUCAGACUGUAAAUGGAGUUGAAACAGCAAACGCUAGUUUGGUCUUCGCUACAUAUGAUGAAGUUUACUUGGUUGGAGACUUUAGGACACCACGUAAUCCUCGAAGAUCCUUCACCAUGGUGCGUGGAGAAGGAGAGACUGCAAGAACUAAAUUUGAGUUGAGUGUUGAUUUCAAACAACCGCAAGUAAUUAUCUCAUUGACCGACGUUGACGGUCGAGACUACCAGCUUGGCUUCCCAACACCAGCUCUGCACACUGGCCAAAGAAUCAAGAUUCUAAUGAUGUUUUCAAAGUUGUCUCAACCUAAUAAUGGAAUUACCUUAUUUGUUGAUUGCAUGGACAUGGGUUUGGACCAGACAGAAGUUCAGCUAAGGAGAAUCUUCGCUUCAGAUAUAAGUGUUAAAACAAUAUCAUCAUUUCAAUGGUAUGCUGGAGUAUCUCUCCAUGAUAUGUUGAAACUCACUGGCUGCCCUUAUCAAACUACACAAGAACAGACGACAACACCUAGUCCAACGCUGAAAAUUCCGGAAUGGUCUAAACAAAGUUUGGCCACUCACAGUAGACAAGCAUUUGAAGAAAAUAUCGAAUUGAAUGAAAACAACGAAAGGCGAGAAAAAGAGGAAUCAGAACGCGUAAAGCAGGACAUAAAAAAACAGCAAGAGGAAUUCGAAUUAGAGCGUUUUAGAAAGCAGGUUGAGUUUGAGCGUGCCAGACAACAGGUUGAAAAGGAGCGCGAGUUAGUCAGGCAAACUGAAGCCGAGCUUCAACGAGGAGGACCGUUAGUAACCGAGAAAGACAAUAACAGAGAUGUCGAGGGUUAUACAGGGGAUCGGUUAUCUAUGCAAAACAAGGACAACUCAAGACAAGAUGCAGAACAGACUAUCAACCAGCCAAAUACUGAAUCUGUUAUUGUGGCACUAACUCGAGCAAUAUCUGAGAUGCGUCAAGAAAUGAGAAUGCAGACACAGGAGACUCGCAGUCUUAGGGAAGCUUUAACGGCUUGUGAUAUUUGCAGAAAUAGCCGCAAUGAAAUUAAUCCACCUACCACGACUUCGAGAACUAGGUCUCGGUGUUCAAAUACUUCCUGUUAUUCAGGAGUAAGAUGUAUUGAAACUGAAGGAAACGUCCGUUGCGGACCUUGUCCAGUUGGUUAUUAUGGCGACGGUGUUUCCUGCACCCGAAUUACAACAUGCGCAGACAAUCCAUGUUUUCCAGAUGUAAGAUGUAUUGACAGUGAACGAGGUUAUCGUUGUGGACCUUGUCCGCCUGGGUACAUUGGAGAUGGAACAAGGAGGGGUUGCCGUCAACAAAUGACCUCAGCAUGCGCAGCUAAACCCUGUUUCCCAGGGGUCCAGUGUCAAGACGUUCCACACGGAUUUAGAUGCGGCCCUUGUCCAACUGGCCUAACAGGAAAUGGUUCUUUAUGCGAGGAUUUAAAUGAGUGUGAAAUAAGUCAACCAUGUGACAAAAUGGCAUCUUGCGAGAACCUAGUGCCUGGUUUUAGGUGCGGUCCUUGCCCCCCAGGAUACACAAGCUCACUAGUGCAAGGUAUUGGGUUAGAUACCGCCAGAAGUUUAAAACAGGUAUGUGAAGAUGUGAACGAGUGUGAGAAUGGUAACAACGGUGGAUGUGUAGAAAACUCACAGUGCAUUAAUACACCGGGCUCCAAGUUGUGUGGAGCUUGUCUUAAGGGAUAUAUCGGAAGUCAAGAAAUGGGUUGCUCCAGUGACGUGAACGUUUGUCCUGAUGGUACUAAGUGUAGUAUCAAUGCUAAGUGCGUUAGGAAAAGGGGAAUAAGAGGUUAUUCGUGCCAGUGCACUAUAGGGUUUGCUGGCAAUGGACAUUUGUGCUCACGGGACACUGAUCUGGAUGGACUGCCUGAUGUUGAACUUACAUGCGAUGACCGAAAAUGUAGAAAGGAUAAUUGUGUUGAGGUUCCUAACAGUGGACAAGAGGAUGCUGACCGUGAUGGGAUAGGUGACGCCUGCGAUUUUGAUAUGGACAAUGAUGGUAUUCUUAACAACCCUGAUAACUGCCCGCUUGUUCCAAACCCUGAACAAAAAGACACAGAACGAGAACCUGACAAAAAAGGAGAUGCCUGUGAUAACUGUCCGACAGUGCCCAACCCUGAUCAAACUGAUACAGACGGCGAUGGAAUGGGAGAUAACUGUGAUCCUGAUAAAGAUAACGAUGGCAUUUUAAAUGAAGACGACAAUUGCCCGUUGGUUGCUAACAAUGAGCAAAGUGAUACAGAUGCUGACGGUGUUGGUGACGCAUGUGAUAACUGUCCAGUAUUAACCAAUGUAGAUCAGUUGGAUGUUGACCAUGACCUAAUCGGAGACAAGUGCGAUACAAAUGAAGACACUGACAGCGAUGGUGUUCAAGACAAUUAUGACAAUUGUCCGGAGGUAGCUAACGCUGACCAAAAGGACACAGACAACGACAAGAAUGGUGAUGCUUGUGAUGAUGAUGAUGACAAUGAUGGGAUUCCUGAUAUCGAUGAUAACUGUGUGUAUCUACAUAACCCUGAUCAGGCUGAUACCGAUGCUGAUGGUAAAGGUGAUGUGUGCGAAAGAGAUAAUGAUGGAGAUGGCUUUGACGAUCCUGUUGAUGUUUGCCCAGAUAAUGGAAAAAUAUACGCUACAGACUUCCGCGCCUUCCAAACCGUAAUUUUAGAUCCCGAGGGGGAUUCUCAAAUUGACCCGAACUGGAUUGUACUCAAUGAUGGAGCUGAGAUUGUCCAGACAAUGAACAGUGACCCGGGUUUGGCUGUCAGUUACAAUGCCUUUUCUGGUGUUGACUUCAGCGGCACUUUCUUUGUAAACACAGAAGUUGAUGAUGACUACGCGGGAUUUGUUUUUUCUUACCAGGAUAGCUCCAAAUUUUACGCAGUCAUGUGGAAAAAACAAUCGCAAACAUAUUGGCAAGCUUCACCGUUUAGAGCUGUGGCUGAACCAGGUAUUCAACUGAAACUGGUCAACUCCACGACAGGUCCAGGUCAAAUAAUGAGAAAUGCAUUAUGGCACACUGGAGACACAAGCAAUCAGGUAAAAUUAUUAUGGAAAGAUCCUAGAAACGUCGGUUGGAAAGAAAAAACUGCUUACAGAUGGGAAUUGAUUCAUCGACCUACUAGGGGACUAAUCAGAAUAUUAUUGUUUGAAAACAUGAAUCUCGUGGCAGACUCUAAAAAUAUCUAUGACAACACAUUAAAAGGUGGCCGCCUUGGAGUAUUCUGUUUUAGUCAGGAAAUGAUAAUAUGGUCAAAUUUGGUGUACAGGUGUAAUGAAUUCAUUCCUCCCGGUCUUUUGGAAUCUAAUGAGACAGAAUACACAAAUGAUUAUGAAUAUUAAAUAAAAGUAAUGACCCACUCAGAAAAACAAACCGUAUGUAUCAGAGGAACCAGGUUAUGUCGACGAUGUACAAGUUUGCCAAAACACAUCAAGAUAACCGAUGAUGAACACAACUGGAAACCAAUACAGCAGCAAUUCAUGAACAUGAGCAUGAAUAUUCUUUAAAAAUAUGAUUAGUAUUAUUAAACGAGUAUGUACA